AACUUUCUCUUCACCGACCACCAUAAUUCGUCCUGACAUGUUCUCCACAAUGACCAUUAAGGCUUAGGGCACCCGUUAUAUCCAAAACAUCCUCAACCGGAUAUCUGGAUGGCUCAAAAUGUGAUGCAAGGCGGAAACUAAAGACUGAAGUCCAACAAUCCUCUGUUCUGGCCCCGGAUGGAAAUCUCAUGCAAACCCGGAAUGUAUUACGCAUGAAUCAUCAUCAGACGUUCCCGACACCGGGACAUAUCUUCAGAGGCUGACUCAGAUUCGAACUACCACCAUGACUGGGAUACAAGACCUCCCAUUCGAUGUCCUCCUCUACAUCAUGUCCAGAAUCCAUGAUAGACGAGCGUUAUACGAUUACAUUCGAGUCAGCAAAGUGUUUUAUGAAGCUGGGAUGCCAAGUCUGUAUCGUAGCAUAAGUUUGGUCGUUUUGAGGGAUUAUGGAUCGGGCUUCAACUUUCAUCCCCUCGAUACUUUGGACAAGCAUACGUAUCUUCGUCCCUAUGUGGAAGACGUCGAAAUCUGCUUUGACCUCAACGAAUACAUCAAGCACCAGAGUCUAAGCUCUCGUUCCUCUCAACCUUCCCCUCAGUGGUCCAAAUCUCUUUCACACCUUCGCAACAUCACCUUAUUGACGAUAUGGCAUCCCGAGAAUCGAUAUUACCCUAUUCGUCCAGAAUUUUCUGAUACGUUAAUCUCGGCUGUUUUGGAAUUCGAGAAGUUGGAAGAGGUCAGGCUACUUGCGAGAAUCGACGCUACGGAUAUAGGAAGGUACAGCAAGUUAAAGACCGUCAGGAGAAUGAAGUUUGGGUUGCUUACGAGUGGAGCACCGACGUUCAACAUUCUUGGAGAGUGGAUUAAGGCGAGUCGGUGCGAGGGCUUGAGUGUUAUGGAAGCGUACGCAGUCGAACCACGCACUAUGAAGCUUAUCAGUCCAUUUCUGGAUAAGCUCUCCACGUUACAUAUCGGCCCAAGCCACGCGCUUUCGAAUCGAGAUCUACUGUCGCUUUCGAGCUGUACCCCUCAGUUGCGCUUUUUUGAUAUAUUCUACGAUAAUUUCCUCGCUGUACCGUUGGACCCAGGACAUACGGUCGUCCUAAAUCACCUCGAAGUCCUCGUCGUCCGUUACUCAGGAGUAUGGAGUAAGCCUUCCUGUCAAGACCUUUUUCGCUUUCUUCGAGGCCUUCUCGCGACAUCGUCAAACUUGAAAUCAUUCAAUCUCAUAGCGGAUGACGGGAAGGAAAUUCAUCAUCCUCAGACUGGGCUUGUUGAUUUGCUGUGUAAUUCGGAGCUAGGAGGGACUUUGGAGAUCUUGAAUCUACCUGCUGUCGUAUUCAGAAAGGAGCAACUGGCGAAGUUGUUUGGGAGGAUGACCCAGCUUCGGGUUAUGUCUUUAUUCCUUAUUGAUGUCAGGGUUUUGGAAUUCUAUCAACACCUAAACCUCCGUCAUGACCAUAACUUGAAGUUAACCGCAUUAUACUUGAGGUCCAAUCGGACUGCAUGUCCCUAUUUCUCGGUUGUGCAGCAGGUGAAGAAGAUGAUGAAUGCGUUGAGAGGACGUGGAAAUGAGGGGUAUUUCCGGAGGUUGAUUCAAGAGAAGCAGACGUGGCAGGCAUUGUGGAGCGAAGGGUCAGCAACAGACAGAGCGGAAGAUGGAGCGGAUUUGUUGCAGUAUGAGUAUCCAGAGAUGUAUGGGCGGUUCUUUUGACACAUUCUCGAAUGAGAAUUGGCGAUUUCUGAUUGACA
Marasmius oreades (fairy-ring Marasmius) is the source of this 1752-nucleotide messenger RNA. RefSeq lists its product as uncharacterized. The transcript is spliced from 8 exons. The record is from RefSeq and is a predicted model, not a curated record. Lineage: Eukaryota; Fungi; Basidiomycota; Agaricomycetes; Agaricales; Marasmiaceae. The coding region runs from base 284 to 1714 and encodes 476 amino acids.